GUCCUUGUGCGCACACUUUUGCGCACGGGAGAAGCUUGGCGUGCGCGCCUCCGUGGUCCGUCGGAUGCCCAGGCGGAAGAUCCAACGGCAACGCUCCCCAAACCUUAUCUUCGCAGCAUUGUUGCUGUCCGAGGUCAGCCGCCCUCUCUCUCUCCUCGUGCUCCGAUUCGUGGGCUCGAGCUCCGGUGACUAGGAACAGCGGCAAGGAAACAAUGCUUCUUUCUCCCUUCGCACCUUUGUGAUGCACUGAACACUAGUCAGGAGCUCUAGUAAUCCUCUAAUGGCCGAAUGUUCAUUGGCAACGCUGAGAGUGAGAGGCCAGUAUCAAGGGAGAUGGACCUGGUCCAACAGCAAGUUGAAUAUGCCAAUCAUGGAUCCAAAGAGGAACUACGCCCUCAAGAUUCAUCUUCCAUGCCAAUCCAAAGCAGCAAGAGAAUGGACAAGUGUUGCAUUUACCCCUUUUGGUUUUCAUGGAAGGGAUCACAGGGUGGAAACUUCAGUUAAAUGUUACUGUUUGCAGCCACUCAUGGAUUCGGAGAGCAUGGUCUCACCAAAUCUAAUACUGAUUUCGGAUGAAGCUCUUCUCACUAUCAGCAUGGUUUUUGCAUAUUUGGCUGGAGUUGUACCCUCUGGGCAGACAUCUCCUCGUGUCAGAAAUCAGAAUGUUUCUCAACAUAUUCCAGAGCCAAGCUCCUCUCAUUCUGGUAGGGACCUAAAGUUCUUGCCUGAAAGGAAUGCUGCAUUUGACCCCAACGAUAUGUGGAGUGAAGUGAGUGCUAAACUUUCCAAAGCCUUACAAGCACAUGUUCAAGAUGCCCUUUUGGAUAGCCGAGAGGAUGGACUCAUGAGUGAUAGGAAAAACUAUCCUUUGAGUAUGCUUGCCAUUCAUGCUGGUCCCAGAUUGCGGCUUCUUCUGAUCACAUUCCAGCUUCUGGAAAUGGAGGUAAGAAAUAUCUCUGGAAGUUCUGAACUCGAUGGAAUCAGGUGGUUGCAAGUAUCGACUACCUUGAUAGAUAGUUUAAUUCAACCAGUAUUUAUGAAAUGGAUUGAAGAAGAACAGGCCUUGGAAAAUGGACAAAUCAACGAAAAACUUAUGAAGACGAUAAGCAGCAAACUAAAGGAGGGCAAUAAGAUCUUGAGGAGGUUUAACAGAUUUGGGAAAUCUGAACUCUAUUUGGAUAUGCUCUUUUUCCUAAGAUUUGGUUCUGCAAGGUGUGACAGUUAUUUUAAUGUCAAAUUUCUUGCUGAACAUGGAGAAAGAAUUUUAGAGGACCUUGUUAUUUCCUUAGCUGAUGUGAUUGCUAGUAUUUAUCUGGAGCUUAUGUCAGUGGAUGGUGAUAUGUCUGCUGAAGUUGUUGGUUCCAGCUUGGUUCUAUGUUCUCUAUCAACCAGAGAACUCCAAAAGCUGCGCAAUGAGGUGGCAAUUAAUUGGUGGUUGCACCAAUACUUCAAGUCAGUUGUUUCAAUGUAUGAGGACAGGUUCGAGUUAUAUGUUCUAUGCAGCAAAAAAUGUGAAAAAACAGCCGACAAUCAAGCUGAGAGGGCAAAUUGGUGGAGGAUUGCAUCUGGCAAGCCUAAUGUGCUUACUCUUGAUUAUGUUAACAUCAGUCCAUUUUCCCUUCCAGCAAGAAGGACAAAGGAAUUAAGAGCUUUGAUUGGAUGGAGGUAUUACUUCAGCUUAUUCUUAGAGUUGUCAGAUAUUGCCAUGCCCUUCAUAAGGGUUGCUAUCAGCAAAGUGAGCUCUGCGGUGUCCUACUUCUGGGUGUCAAUGAUUGGAAGGUCUCUUGGGCUGAUUUUCUCAGGGAUUAGACAAUCACUAGGCUGGAAAUAAGCUUAUACGGUCAUACCUGUUGAGUUUUGAGUCUGACUUCUGGGACUGAAUGAAUGUCUGUUAGGUUAUGCAUUGUAAAUCUUUGAGAUGGCUGUCAUUUUUCUCUGCUUUCUUUUUCAUCUUAGUGUGUAAGAAAGUCCAUUGAUUUCGUGGACGGAAUAUGUUAAUCUGUGGAUUACUGAAAUCCAUCCACAUCCAGUCUUUCUCAAAACAGAAUUCAUGUACACGAAAUGUCUAGAUGCAUUUUUGUUUUUUUAUUCAAGAGGGACGGAACAUCAUAUUUUUCUC
Zea mays is the source of this 2119-nucleotide messenger RNA. RefSeq lists its product as uncharacterized. Bases 281 to 1831 code for a protein of 516 amino acids. Lineage: Eukaryota; Viridiplantae; Streptophyta; Magnoliopsida; Poales; Poaceae. The transcript has 9 exons. The record is from RefSeq and is a predicted model, not a curated record.